Molecule: messenger RNA, 2358 nt
Organism: Delphinapterus leucas (beluga whale)
Lineage: Eukaryota; Metazoa; Chordata; Mammalia; Artiodactyla; Monodontidae
Gene: PIK3IP1
Product: phosphoinositide-3-kinase interacting protein 1
Source: RefSeq, a predicted model, not a curated record
UAAAGAGAGGCUGUUUACCAGAAGAGCAUAACAAGGGUAGGUCUGACUGCAAGGCUGGGAACGGGAGGCAGAGCCGCCGCCAAGGGGACCCCGGUUGGACCCUGGUUGGUCAGUGAUCUGCAGGACGAAGGAGGUGAGGAUGCUGUUGGCCUGGCUGCAAACAAUCCUCGUCGUCAGCAACAUGCUCCUGGCAAAAGCCUAUGGAUCUGGAGGCUGCUUCUGGGACAACGGCCACCUGUACCGGGCUGACCAGCCGUCUCCCGCACCGGGCCUCCUCUGUCUCAACUGGCUGGACGCGCAGAGCGGCCCGGUAUCUGCCCCCGAGUCGGGCGCCGGCAACCAUAGCUACUGCCGGAACCCGGACCAGGACCCACGUGGGCCCUGGUGCUACGUCAGCGGCGAGGCCGGGGCUCCCGAGAAGCGGCCUUGCAAGGACCUGCGCUGCCCAGAGACCAUUUUCCAGGGCCUGCCAACCUCUACAACAGAAACCGAGGAGGUGUCUGAAGUGCCAGGAGGAGAUGAGGUGCAGGUGUUUGCUCCUGCCAACACCCUGCCUGCCCAGAGCGAGGCCGCUGCCGUGCAGCCAGUGAUUGGGAUCAGCCAGCGGGUGCGGGUGAACUCCAAGGAGAAAAAGGACCUGGGAACCCUGGGCUACGUGCUGGGCGUUACCAUGAUGGUGAUCAUCAUUGGCAUUGGAGCUGGCAUCGUCCUCGGUUACACCUACAAGAGGGGCAAGGACCUGAAAGAGCAGCAUGAGCGAAAGGUGUGUGAGAGGGAGAUGCAACGAAUCACCCUGCCCUUGUCUGCCUUCACCAACCCCAACUGUGAGAUCGUGGAUGAGAAGACCAUUGUGGUCCACGCCAGCCAGACUCCAGUUGACCUUCAGGAGGGCAGUGCCCCCCUCAUGGGCCAGGCGGGCACUCCAGGCGCCUGAGCCCCCCAUGAUGGGCAGGAGCCCAUGCAGACAGUGGUGCAGGACCGCCUACCCACCUACAGCUGGGAGGAUCUACACUUUUUGUUGUGGUUAAAAACCCCCACUUAUUUUUUUGGUUUGUUUUUGGUGAAUCCUAAGACAAGCAGGUGGUACUGUGGGCUGAGGGUGAGGCUGGGUGGGGUCCUACCAAUGCUGUUUCUCCAUCCCAUGGAGCAGGAUUUUGCCCGUGAAUGGAGGCAGCGGCAGUCCCCACAGCAGUGCUGCCAACAGGGCCUUCCAGUGCCCCGGAACUGAACCAGGGAUGGACAGGGAGCUCCCCCAGCUCCUCUGUGCUUUAUUGUCCAAGAUGGCCUCAGCCUCUGCCUCCCCAUGCGUUCUCCUUGGGCUUGAGUGGUGCACACCGUUAUUCACAGUUCAGGUCAUGUAGGUUGAGAGGCGGUGUUUAAAAAAGAUAUUUAGUUUUUUAAAUAUUUGGGAUGCAAUUCCCUGCAGACCUCUGAGAAAUGGAAAUAAGUCUGUACGAAAGUCAGAACUGUGGGUUGAGAACGGGAUCUAGGCGGGGGGGGCUGCUGGCAGUGAUGUGCCUUGACAACCGUGGGCUGGGCCCAGGGACUCUUCCUGUUUUGAAAGGAAAGGAAGGGAAGAAUCGCACUGAACAUUCCACUUAGGAAGAGGGUAAAGAAGUAUCUGCAGCUGCCUCAGGCCACAGGACCCGAGUGGACCUGGGGUGUCCCAGACGGUCUCUCUUCGGGGUGGACAGUGACCUUUCAUUCUUCAGGGGUGAGACAGCAGCCAGCUAACCUACGGGAAUGACACUGUGGGUGAGGCCUUGUGAACUGCUUCUGAGAGGUUAACCUGGAAACCCACUCGGAGGCAGGGUGAUGGAGGGGGCUUCAGGACUUGGCGCCUGCCUCGGCCCAAAUCUGCAGGUGGCUUCCUGUGGGGUCAAUAGGGCGAGGGCCACGGCCCCUAACUUGUAAAAUAAUCAUAGAACCAUUGAGGGACCUUAGGGUUCCCGAAGCCUUUUGGACAGAGGGGCCAGAAGUGGAAACUGACAUUCAGGGUCACAGAGGAAGCUACCAGCACGGCCAGCCCUGAGGCCCUGAUAUCACGCUCGGAGGCCUUAGCACUGCUUUCCGUCCAGAGCUUCCUUCCCAAAGCCCUGCCACUGCCUCACAUGGAGAGGGGUUAGUGGGGCCCAGUCUCUCCGGCAGGCUGUUCCUGGAAGUGAUUUGCUGAGGGGACCUAGGCCUCAGGGGGUCCCUUGUUGAUAGAGAUGCAGAAGAGAACAUUACUGGUUUCUACUUUUCUAUAAAAGCAUUUCUCUGUGUACAUGUUUUAUAUACCUCAUUCUGACACCUGCCUAUAAAGUGCAGGAAAUUGCUCUGCAUUUGACUUAUAUAAAUAAAAAAAAGACGACUCCA